This is a messenger RNA of Ruditapes philippinarum (Manila clam), 2177 nucleotides long. RefSeq names its product heat shock 70 kDa protein 12A-like. NCBI's taxonomy places the organism in Eukaryota, Metazoa, Mollusca, Bivalvia, Venerida, Veneridae. The record is from RefSeq and is a predicted model, not a curated record. Gene Ontology annotation, molecular function: ATP binding; ATP-dependent protein folding chaperone.
GUGGUACUGUUGAUGUGACAGUUCACGAGGUAACAGCAAAUGGAAAACUAAAGGAACUUCACAAAGCUUGUGGUGGUGCCUGGGGCGGGACACGGGUUGAUGCUUCAUACUUUGAACUAUUCAGUACACUUUUUGGUCAUCAGCUGAUGGAGGACUUUAAAAGGGAAAAUAAGUAUGAGCACUUGGAUAUGGAACGUGACUUCGAAACCAAGAAACGAACGGUUAAAGAUGAAAGUGCACGUGUCAACAUCCACGUGUCAGCAGCUUUUGUAGAAUUUGUACGGGAAAAAACGGGAAAGUCCCCACAAGAUAUUGUUACUGAAAAAGGUAUGGGCGACAAACUUACAUUUAGGAGAGACAGAAUAAUGUUCCAGGGCAGUGUUAUCAAAGAGAUGUUUGAUCCCUCCAUUCAAAGUAUCAUUGAUCACGUGAAAGACGUCAUCCAGAGUCCAAAAGUACAAAGACUCGACAAAAUAUUAAUGGUAGGUGGCUUCUCAGAAUGUGUCCUCGUGAUAAAGGCAGUGAAGGCAGAGUUCCCAGAUAUUCAUGUAGUCGCUCCCGACGAACCAGGCCUGGCAGUUUUGAAAGGGGCAGUAAUAUUUGGUCAUUCGCCAGAAGAAAUUUCAUCACGUGUUGUGAGAUACACGUACGGUGUUGCUGUACAAGGUAAAUUCACUGAAGGAGUCCAUAAAGAAGAGAAACGAGUUAAAGAUGGAAACGAGUCUUUGUGUAAAGAUUUAUUUGGUAAAUUUAUUGGGAUUGAUGCUGAUGCUGGCAGCGAAGAUGUCAUUAAACGAAAGUAUGACAUAUCAAAUCGAUACGCCUCUCUUAGUAUUGCCGUGUACGUUUCAACUAAAGAAUAUCCCGUAUAUGUUACUGAUCCAGAUUGCUCGAAGCUGGGGGAAAUAUUGAUUAAAGUGCCCAUAGGUGGUUGGAGAACCAACUCCGAGAUAGAGGUACAGUUUGGAUUCGGGGGAACAGAGUUUACAGUGACGGCUACAGAAGUUAAAACUCAAAUACAGCACGAGGCUAAAUUUGAUUUUCUUAGUUAGACUAGUUAAACCGAUAUACUUCAUGCAAGAAAUCUAAACAAAUCCAAUAUACAAAGUGACUAAAGCAAAACAAUUCUUUACAAUGCAAAGCAUAUUUAUACACUACAAUUUUAAGUAUUUGGAAAUUUGUCUUUCUUAUAUUCAUCAAUUAAAAGGGAAGUUAAUGAAGUAAGGUAUAUAGUAGAUAGGUGUUAUCAAGAAUUCGAAUCUUAACUUGAAGUGAGAGGAAGGAAAAACAAGGAAAGAAAUUAGAUCAAGUAAUUGUUGAUUGAGUAGCGGUACAAGGAAAUGAACUUACAACAUUAUAAGUGGUGUCAACCAUAUUUUAUUUUUAAACGUUUUAAUUAACUUAGUAUUAAAGUACUAGCAGGGUAAUUCAAUUCCAUGAAAUAGUUUCAAAUUUAAGAUUUUGAGAUAAGGUCAUAUAUUUGUAUACUCAAUUAGCUCGAGAAUAUUGAGUUUUUAACGAAAAUUUAUACACUAUAUUCAGAAAGAACAAAUCGCCGGUAGAAAAAUGACAAUGCAACGCGGAAAUCUCACUGUUUCGUUUGUGCUAGGGCUUUUGGUUUUAUAUUACAUUUGUAUUACUGUAAAGAACAGUAAUGCCGUAUAUUUAAAUGUAUAAACAUUGUCUUGAUGAAGUUAAUCAGAUUUGUAUCAUGUACUCAAGUUGAUAUUAAUAACAUCUAACGUUCAUCUCAUACUCGGAAAAAAUAGUUCACUUACUGCUCAGAAGCUACAAGUCCCCCACUUCAGUUUUGCAUAUAUAAUUGGUGAUCUAAAUGUUUUAAGCAUUUGUUUUGUAACAUUUAUUGUAAAAAAAACAGGCUUGUAAGAUCUCUAUGAUUUAUAUGUGGCAGUUGAAUGUCUGAUACUUCAUUUUAGUACUAUUAUAUUUAUCUGGCUAUUGUUUUCUGUUGUUUACUGCUAAAGCCGGUGCUAGGGGGCGUCUUAUAUUGCAGCAUCUUAUAUUCUCAUAAGCAAUCAUACAGUCUGUAGUUUUUACCUGUUACUAUUGUUUUGGGAUCUGUCCUUUUUCUGAAUAUUUGUACAUUUGUAUUUUUAUCAUAUAUAUAUUUUUUUAAUUUUACAGCUUAAUAUUUCUAAUAAAAUAUAUCAUUGCUA